UGUGCGUUACGUUCUAAGAGUCACGCACGUUCGCUCGUAUAUAUAUUUAAAUACGUGUUGCGUCGCACGAAUUAGGGAGGGCGCCGCGGCGAGACGAGAGGGUUCAGGAGGAGUGUGGGUUUGGUGGUGGUGGUGGUGGCGGUGGUGGUGAUCUGCUGAGAGUGUGAGUGGGGUAGACGGUGCCACAAGCGGCACAGAGGAAUUGGGAGAGCGGUGGAGAGAAGAAGAAUCAGCAGGAGGAGAGGAGGGAGGAGAGGCGAUCAGUCGCCUACUGCCCCCCCCCUCCACCCCAAGGCCCCCCCGAAAUGGUACCGCUGACCGCCAUCCACAUGAUACGGGUGCGAACGGCACAUCGGAUCUGAGACCCUCGCCUCUUCUGCGCCUCCCAACCCUGGAACCCCGUGCGUCAUGUGACCUCGCGUGGCUCCGCAGCGAUUGGCCGCCACCGUCUCCCCGGGAGCAGCGAGUAGGCGUGGAGUUAGGCACAGAUCGGAAAACUGGAGCCCUCUGCACAGACGGGGAGAGCAGCGUCGUGCAGUCGAUUCGGGCGGACCCUUGCAGGAUGGACAUCAAGGGUCCUUCGCACAGGUCAAGACAAUAAAAAGCUCGGAAGAACGGACGUGCAGACAGCGUCGUCCUUCCCGCCGCUGCCACCUCCUCCUCCUCCUCCUCUUUGUCAUCUUCGUCGCUUGGCCAGCCAGCGUGCUCCCGUUAAAUGAACGAAAUUAAAAUUAGCUCUCCUAAAAAUAUUUAAUACAUUUCGCGAACAUUUUUUUUUACGUCCUUGCGCAAUUUUUAUUUUUGUCCGUCGCGCCUGUUCCGUUUCAUUUUUUUUUAUUUGUUCACGUCUCAUCGGACGGCAGUUAAUGCCAAGCGGAAGUUCGAGUCGGCGACGCUUCGAUUUCGUUUUUUUGCACUUGGGAAAAUAAGUUGACACGGACGUCGGAGCGUUAACCAUCUGACGUCUCGUUCGUUCGUUCGCUAUCGCCCUGCGCUACGGUUAAUAUACCCAAUUCAUUAAUAAUCACGGGCUGGUGCUUUAUUCGUUCAUCAAUCAUCAUCAUCAUCAUCAGAAACACAACGGCCACAGUAAUUAAUUCAUAAUCAUUACUGCACUCGCCACCAGAUCACUACAACCACCGCAGCUCAUUUAUCCAAUCUCAAUCAUUCCCUCUGCCGCCGCCGCCGCCGCCAGCAGCAACCCCCGGACAGCACCGGCUCACCGCCGUCGAGCCGACCCGCCCUGCCCGACACCACCGCAGCCGUCGGCCGACGCUGGCCGCGGCGGUUGCGGUUGCGGCUGCGGCGGCGGCGGCGGCCGGCGCCCGCACGCCGGGCCGCUACGCCAUGCCGGACCGCGUGCACCACAUCAGCCUGCACAACUUCAGCAGCGCCGUGCUCGGCGAGCUGAGCGAGCAGCGCCGCCGGGGCCACUUCUGCGACGUGUCGGUGAGCGUGCAGGGCAGCCGCGCCAGCCUGCGCGCCCACCGCUGCGUGCUCGCCGCCAGCAGCCCCUUCUUCAAGGACAAGCUGCUGCUGGGCUACAGCCAGGUGGAGAUCCCGGCGGUGGUGACCCCGCGCUCCGUGCAGCGCCUCGUCGACUUCAUGUACAGCGGCGUGCUGCGCUUCCCGCACGGCGAGGCGCUGCAGAUCCUCACGGCCGCCAGCAUCCUGCAGAUCAAGUCCGUCAUCGACGAGUGCACGCGCAUCAUCGCCAGCAGCGUGGCCGCGCGCGUCACCUCGUCCGACCGCCGCGGCGGCGGCGACGACGCCGCGGCCACCGUCGCCGCGGCCGCCGCUGCAGCGGCCGCGGCGGCCUCCUUCGCCGGCGGCGACCGGCGCUCGACGGAGCCGGCCGGAGGCGACGUGGAGGGCGGUCGAGGGGCGCCGCGCAACGGCAACGACGACGAGGAGGAGGAGGACGACGACGACGACGAAGACGACGAGGCGGCGGCGGCGUCGACGGUGCUGGUUCUCGAGUCGGCGCAGGACGGCCCGGGCUUCGUGACGGCGACCAAGGGUCACCAGCGACACCACAUCCAGCAGCAGCAGCAGCAGAAGAUCAGCCUCGGCGCCAUGUCCGACGGGCGCCAGCCGUGCCUCGGGGCCGCGGACGUGCCGGACGGUGAGCCGGCGCCAGCGCUGGCGCACGGCGGGCACCCGCGCAACCGGCCGAGCGGAGGCGGCGGGGGCCCCUACGCGGCGUUGGCGGCGACGGCGGCGGCGCUGCGGAACGCCGGCGUGGUGCCGCGCAACAGCUGCGAGAUCGGCAUGGAGGUGCCAGGCGGUGGAGGAGGAGGGCGGCGGCCGCGGCGAGCGCGGGGAGCCGGACUCGGCGCAGGGGACGCCGGACUCGCCGGGCUCCCCCGCGCAGAGCGCCAGCGACGGGGAGACGACCGCCGUCUCCGCCGUCUCCGCAGCCGCCGGCACCGGAGCCACCGGCGCCGCCUACUACACCACCGCCCGCUACGGGCAGCCGAGCGACGCCGCCACGGCCAACCAGCGGCGCUACUACAUCAUACAGUCAGGACGCGCGUGGCCGGAGACCGGCGCCGCCGGCGUGGGCGACGACGGCGCCUGCUCCAUGGAGGGGCUCUGCGGCGCCGGCGACGAGGAAGAGGAGGAGGCGGGGAGACGGCCCUUCGACGGCGCCCGGAGGCGGCGCUCGCCGUCGUCGUCGCCGCGGCGCAAGCAGGUGCCGGCGGCGCCGGCGGCUACUACUACGACGGCGCCGGGAGGGGUGGCGGGCGCAGCUACGGUUUUGGGUACGCGCGGCGCUACCUUCCCCCGGGAUACGAGGCGCCGGAGAACGGGCACCGCUGCGACGACGCGCCGGCCACGAUGAUGAUGAUGAUGGACGACGAGGAGAUGGCGCGGCUGCCCCGCGACGACGAGAUGGGCGCCACCGGGGCCGAGCGCGACGAGGAGAUGGAGGGGGAGGACGGCGCGCAGGCGGGCGACCAGCGGGCAUUCGACGGCUCCGCCAGGGAGGAGUGCGACGACGAGGACGACGAGGACGAGGACGACGACGACGACGCCAUCGACGACGACGGGAGAGGGGGUGGGAACGGCUACGAGGAGGACGACGACGACGCGCCGGCAGAAGACGGCGCCGUCAGGGGCGAGGAGACGUUCGAGGGCUGGCCGCUCGCGCCGCGCGGCACCUCCGACGGAGGGGCUUGCGCCAACGUCGCCGGGCGCAGGGCACCGGGCGCCAUUUCUCUCGAGCGCCGGCUGUGCUUGCUGGCGGCCGAGAACCGCCUGGCGCCGUCGAGGACCGAGCCGUCCGGCGCCGACGGCGGGGAGGCGUUCGCGCCCCCCGCCGCCGCCGGCGGCCGCGGCGCGUCGGCGCCAGUGACGCCGACGACGGCGGCGGCGCCCCCUGCGCUGGAGUUUGCGCCGGCGAUGCAGGGCCGCGCGCAGUGCGUGCCGUCGCAGCUCUACGUGGUGAAGCGGGAGGGCGGCGGCGCCGGCCUCGGGGUGCCGCUGGCGCUGGGCGGCGGCGGCGGCGGCGUUGCCGCAGCAACGCCAGCCUGCCCGCCCGGUACCACGCCGGUGGGGUACUUUCCCGCCCUCUUCGCGUCGCACUCUUCGGCGGCGGGCUCCGGCGCCAAACUUUACCAGUUCUCCGUUGCUCAGCCGGCACUGUCCGGGCACCACCACCAUCAGGUGCAGCAGCAGCAGCAGCAGCAACAGCAGCAGUUGGAUUCGCAUCAAACCUUGCAGCAGCAGCAGCAGCAGCAGCAGCUGGGACGUACGGACCAGCCGUUCACGUCCUUCCUAAGUCUGGGGGCUCCGGGGGCGCUGGCCACGUACAGCAGCCACCACAUAGCAGGCGGCGCCGCAGGCACAAGCUCCCACAACCAGGGGCUCGGCCAGAUUCUCCAACAGCACCAGCAGGGUGGCUUGCAGCAGCAACAGCAGCAGCAGCAGCAACAGCAGCAGCAGCAACAGCACGGGCCACACCAGCUGCAGAGGUUGCUGCUUCCGUUCUCGGUGCAGCAAGUGGGAGCCGCUGCGGGCGGCGGCGGCGGCGGCGGCGGCGGCGCGGGCGGCAUUGUGGGUAACGCGGCGCGGUCGAACCUGCAGGGCUUGCCGCUGGUGGUGCGCCUCGGGGAGAAGAAGCCGUACGAGUGCACGCUGUGCAACAAGACGUUCACCGCCAAGCAGAACUACGUCAAGCACAUGUUCGUGCACACAGGCGAGAAGCCCCACCAGUGCGGCAUCUGCUGGCGCUCCUUCUCGCUCAAGGACUACCUGAUCAAGCACAUGGUGACGCACACGGGCGUGCGCGCGUACCAGUGUGUCGUCUGCAACAAGCGCUUCACGCAGAAGAGCUCCCUCAACGUGCACAUGCGGCUGCACCGCGGCGAGCGCGCCUUCGAGUGCGCCGUCUGCCGCAAGAAGUUCUCGCACAAGACGCUGCUCGAGCGCCACUCCGCGCUCCACUCGGCGACGGCCGCGGCGGCCGCGGCGGCCGCGCCGGUCCUACCGCCGCCGCCUCCUCUGCCCACCGGCGCAGUCGGCGUCGUUGCCGCCGCUUCUUCGGCGCCGCCGUCGCCCGCGCCUUCGUCGCUGAUGUCGUCGGCGGCGCUGGCGGCAGCGUUGGGGCUCCCGCCGGUGAUGGGCGCCGGUCUGGCGGGGGCUCACCGCGACGCAACGGCGACGGCGGCGAACGUGGCGGUGGUGGCCGUGGCGUCUGGCGGAGCAGCUUUGGCGGCGCCGGCUUCGUCCGUCGUGGAAAUAUCGCCGAACGGCAACAGCGGAAUUGUGGGUAACAGCGGCGGUGGAAUUGUGGGUAACGGCAACAACGGUAAUAUCGUCAUUAAUUUGCUCAGCAGCAGCAACAGCAACAACAACAACGUUGGAAGCGGUCAUUACGUGGCCUCCGGCAACGGCGUAGGCAGUAUUCUCACAGUGCCGGGAGUGGCAAUUUUGCCGCCGCCACCGCCAACAUCGUUGUCGUCGUCGUCUUCGUCGUCGUCCUCUUCGUCGCUCAGCGAGGAGCCGCGUGACGUGCAGGCGCCCGCCACGUCAUUGUCGUCCGCGCCGCCGACGUUGCCCCCGCUUUCCGCGCCGUCCGGCGGGGCGUGCCCGCCUCCCGUCCCGAGCAGCGACGAGCGGUGCGACAUCGGAGCACCGCCGCCGCUGCCGCCACCGCCGCAUAUUCCACCGCCGCAAACGCCGCAACUGCCGGCUUCACCGUGCCUCCCACCGCCCGGCACAGACUGCCGCCCUCCUCCCCCUACUGCGGCGGCGGUACCGCCACCGCCGCCCCCCGUGGCACCGCCGACGCUCCUGGUAUGCUCCGUGUGCCCCGCCAAGUUUCAUUCGCUCGAGAUGUUCAACGAGCACGUGCGCAUGCACGUCACGAGCGGCUAGGCCGGUGGAUCUGCACUUCCUCCUCCUCCUCCUCAGACAGGGAGAGGGUAGGGGAGGAGCGAGCGAGCGAGCGAGGGAUGGAGAGGAUGAGCGAGACGUCGUGAAGACCCAUCGCAACAGAUCUGCAGACGCCCUCCAGAGCGGCGCUGGGCGGGAGCGAGAGCGACUGGAGUCAUUCUGUCGUCACUGUGGAGUUUUUUUAUUUUCGUGGGGGAUGAGGUUUUCCCUAUUUAUUUCAACAACAAAAAUUUGGUUCGCAUUUUUAUUUCUUUCUUUUUGACGAGAUUGAAAGAAAUAAUCCUGCAGGGUUUUUUUUAUUUUGUUCUUAUAAUCGGUCAAAAAUGUGGAUGGGGGGAGGGGCCGUUGCCUUUCUCUCAUUUCAUUCACGGAGAGCGAGCGAACGAGCGAGGUGGAGUGUGAGCGAGCGGACGAGCGGGGUGGAGAGCAAACGAACGAACGAGCGAGCGAGCGAGUGCCCUGUGGGUUAUCUCGCUUUGCUGCGACGCGACAAGGAACUCGAAGCCUCCGCCCCGGUGACACCUCACACGGCCAGCCGUCGCUCGGAAGCGCCGGCGACCGUUCCCGAUCCGGCCGGGAGCGGUAGCGGCGAGAAUUCCACGCCGGGUCCCACCCCCCCCCCCCACACUCUCUCUCUCUUUGACGAUUCUUAUCAAGGCACGCGCCAGCGGUUAACAUAAUUCAAACAGUUAAUCCUAAUUUAACAAACGCUAUCGAUUCCGACACCGGCAUUGGGCUCAUUUGUUCCCAUCACGUCGUGGAAACUAUCUCUCGAAUCGCAUCACGACUUUUUUCUUUUGGCUCGGGAGCGCCUCGAGGGGAAGAUGACGCUGCCUCGUUUUAUUCCGGCGUAGUCGGCUACAACAGAAUGCCUGUUUUGGGAAUUAACAAAAAAAGAUAAACUUAAACAAAUAGGAUAUCGCAACAACAAAAAAACUAGUUUUUAUUUCACCAGGUAAGGCCCACUGAGCUGUAAGAGCUCUUUUACAGAAGCAACCUGGUUAUGACAAAUGAUUGCUCAACAAAGUGGCUUAUCACUUGGAAAUUUACACCAGCCAAACGCUCUAAAAUUGGUGAUUUUGAUUCUAAAUGUGGAGGGGGAAAGCCGGAGGACCCGGAGAAAAAUCCACGCGACCACGGGGAGAGAGAGUGACAAUGCAAACUCCCAAAAUAUACAGCAGCAGCAGGCGUCAAGGGUCGGGAUCGAACCCACGACCUCCUGCACACGAGGCCGAGGGAGUUGACGUCUCCUCGCCACCGCGGGGCGUAUGGCAGAGCGAGCGUGCCCGGGAUGGUCGUCCGUGGGCACGCUGCCAGUUGCUUGCGAUGGCGGCAGGAGCGGCAGGAGAUCCUCACGCGAUCAAAGAAAGACGAAGAGACGAGGUUUUUCGAGCCCGCCGGCCGUAGCAAUGUUAACGGAAUACGUGGACAAACGUGGCGUUAUUUUCGUCCGUUCGUUUUUUUUUCAGUGUUAACACGUCAUUUCCCCCCCCCCCCCCCCCCCGCUUUUACUUGAGGUGUCGCACAGCGGUGCCUGCCUGUAAAGCGGAAACAAACGAAACGUUUGACGAAAGCAGAGAAAAAAGAAAUAACACUUAAGAUUUAACAAAAAAAAACGCUACGGUUACCAGCUUAACGUCUGCUAAGUGUGGGUGUUCAGUGACCGUGCAGAGUAUAUAUUUUCAGAGCGUUAGUUUAGAGGUGCUCAUUGGAUUUUAGCUGGCUAGUCUUGUGCCUGAAUAGCAUUUUCUAUAAGGCGGCGGUGGCGGUGGUGGUGGUGGUAUGAGCCACACGAGGUAAAGUCCUAUGGUCCGGUGGCUUUUGCAAGUGUUUGCCGUCAGUGGCUCUUGACCGGGUGACUUUCGUGAAGCUAACCCCCCCCCACCCCUCCUUUAAAGCAAAGCAAAACUUAGUUGAGAGAGAAGAAGCAGUCCGUGAAAAGACUCAAUACACUAUAUUUUUAUUUGGAAUAUUUCAUUUUUAAGCUGCCUAGUCGUAAGGUGCCUGUUAAAAUACCGCGUAUUAAGCCCAGUCUGGUGGCUACAUCUGUGCCUGUUUGAAUACGAAGCGUACAUACUAACACAGUUGCAUUGUGGGUACUCGCGUGUUUUCCCCACAGUGGCUACAGAUGCGGGCGAGCAGUGUUUUUUCGGGAUAUACAAACUCUCUCUUUGACGGUUUUACGGAUUUUUAUUUCGUCGAUUUUUUUUGUCGUGAGCUAACAUCGCUGCCUGCAGUAUACAGAUAACUAUCGUAUUAAAACGGAUAUUAAUGUUUCCUCAUAUGUUACUCAUACUAACUACGCCUAUAACAUUAAGCGGUUUAUCUUUUUUUUCCCCUCACUUUGACUUCUCUUCGGUUUUAAAUCCACUGCCUUUGUGCGAAUUGGCAGGUGUUUUGCAAACAAAAAGCAACAACUGAAAACCCGUCGAAAAACUUUCGGUCGGCGGCAUCGGUUCUCGUGACGUGUACGCUAAAACCGUACGACAUCCGACACUUUAACCACCGCGGCCGCCGGGGUUUGGGUGACUAAUGUGAGAGCAGAGGUGGCGUGGGGGGCAGCUCUCGGAAGUGUUUUGGGGGGAAUCGCGUGGCAAUAAACAAACGGACCCGGGUGCGAACUGGGUCCACCGGC
Messenger RNA from Lethenteron reissneri (Far Eastern brook lamprey), 8035 nucleotides. RefSeq lists its product as uncharacterized. NCBI's taxonomy places the organism in Eukaryota, Metazoa, Chordata, Hyperoartia, Petromyzontiformes, Petromyzontidae. Gene Ontology annotation, biological process: regulation of transcription by RNA polymerase II. Gene Ontology annotation, molecular function: RNA polymerase II cis-regulatory region sequence-specific DNA binding; DNA-binding transcription factor activity, RNA polymerase II-specific; protein binding. The record is from RefSeq and is a predicted model, not a curated record.